Molecule: messenger RNA, 241 nt
Organism: Funneliformis geosporum
Lineage: Eukaryota; Fungi; Glomeromycota; Glomeromycetes; Glomerales; Glomeraceae
Source: the annotation of a GenBank genome assembly
AUGAAGGUAGGCCAGCUUAAGUAUAUUGAUAGCAUGCAGUUCAUAAAUACUAGUCUAGCCAAUCUUACAAAGAAUUUGGGUGAUAACCAUCCAAUAACAACUCAACACUUCAAAGAUUUUUCCCCUGAACAAAUUUCUCUAGUAUGUCGUAAGGGAGUUUACCCCUAUGAGUAUAUUGAUUCUCAUGAUAGAUUCUUAGAAACAGAACUUCCUCCUAUUCAUGAAUUUUAUGGUCAACUUA